Messenger RNA from Closterium sp. Naga37s-1, 1839 nucleotides. Lineage: Eukaryota; Viridiplantae; Streptophyta; Zygnematophyceae; Desmidiales; Closteriaceae. The record is from the annotation of a GenBank genome assembly.
AUGGACGGCGGAAAUCAACUCGGAGGAGAUGACCCAGCUGAGCUGGUUCUUAUGGGAGGCAGCAAUGAGCCGAAUGGGGAUGGUGUGAAGGCCCGUAGGGAGGAGAAAUCUGGAGACAUGAACGGCGGAGUCAAACCCGGCGGAGAUGAACCAGCUGAAUUGGCGCAGAUGGGCGGCAGCAAUGAGCGGAAUGGGGAUGGUAGGAAGGCUCGUAUUGUUAGUAGUGGCCCUGGUGAGGUUGGUGAGCAGAGUGAGGGGAUGGAGAGGGAGGAGGAAAUGGAGGAAUUUGAGAUACGUGGUGAUGGCGCCAGUAACGAGGAGACGGAUGGGGAAGAGGGGGAGGGAGAGGGCGAAUGGGAAGGAGAGGAGGAAGGGGAGAUACUAGAUCAGGAGGGGGAAAAAGGAGAUAUUGUUGAGUCUGUCUUGAGGGAGAUUCAUGCGUGGGAGGGAAAAAGCAAAGGUCAACCUGUACGGCAGGGGGAUAUUAAGGGCCGAAACGGGAGGAAGAGCACGGGGUUAAGGGGUAAAAGGCGGAAAGAGGGGGAGAGGAGCGGUGUGAGGGAUGUGAGAGUCGGAGUGAUGGAAGCGAGGGGAGGAGCAAGUGGGUUCCCCAAGCCGGUCAGUCGAGGCGGGAGGGCGAGGGGACGACGAAGGCUGGUGGACAGAUGGAUGGCAGGGCUGCCGGAAAACACCGAGAGAACAACGAUUGAAAAGCCAAGUAGUAGGAGAGGGAGAAGGGGAAGGAGGCUGGCGGAUGGAUGGGUGGGUGGGCCUUGGGAGGAAUCCACGUCAGCGUUUCGGUGGGUGAACGAGGUGGGGAAGCAGGAGGACAUGUUGGCGUUUCCGGACAGCUACUACCAAUGGCAGUGGCCCGUGCAGAGGCUGGGCAAAAGCUGGCGCGGCAUGUUCAUGCGGAGGAACACACAAUACGACAUCAAGAACACCCCCUCGUGUCAAGGCAUCCUCCCUAAAUCAGCCUACGUCAACGCCCCCAUUUGGAAGUCAGACGCUGGCGUCUCAGAACUGAAGCUUCUGAGCGAGUUGCAGCGCAAGGUGGAGAAUAACGAGUCCAUCCCUCAAGACCUCGAAGAUUUCAUGCUGAAGGAGCGCUGGCUGAUCUGGAUGCCGCGGUUUGGGCUGGGGAACUCGCUCAGGGCGUACACUUCGGCGUUCAUCUUCGCGCUGCUGUCAGGAAGGCGGUGGCAACCACAAGCAGGUAACUUCUUCGAGAAGACGUGGCGCACGGACCCUCAGAUGAACCAGUGCGUGCACAGCGCCUUCAACUGCCGCACCAUCUGGUGCAUUCGCUCCAAAGUGCUCUCUCAGCUCCUCGGCAAGGGUCCCAAGCCAGGGGUGGAAGAGGUGGUGGAUAGAGAUCUCAGGGUGGUGCCGCCGCUGGUGCUACCAGGGAUAGGGUCGAAGACAGAGGAGAGGGAGGUGCAAGAAGGGACGGUGGAGCCGCAGAUGGUUAGGAAAGGGGAGGGACUGCGGGUGCAGUUUGACGUUUCAAUUCACAUCCGUGGGCUGUCAAUUAAUGUGGAGGGAGAUUACUGCAGGAACAGGGAAGACAUGAGUUGCCGGGAGAGGUCGCAGCAAGAGGAGAUGCUGCGUGUGCAGGAGCUCAUGAAGCCCACCCAGUGGCGCUGCAUCGCCCGACUGAUGCAAACUUGCAACGCCGUGCCUUUCUUCCCUCUGGUAAAGCAGGGAGUAAGCUGGAGAAAAGAAGGAGGCUUCAGCAGCGGAGGAGGCUGCAGGAUGAAUGGACAGUUGAUGAUUCUCUUCUUGUGGCCUCCGUUGUGCCACCUGGCGGCCCCUCAGCCACUCGUCUUGGCCACCUGA